This is a messenger RNA of Notodromas monacha, 1628 nucleotides long. Lineage: Eukaryota; Metazoa; Arthropoda; Ostracoda; Podocopida; Cyprididae. The record is from the annotation of a GenBank genome assembly.
AUGAACGAACUUGACGUGAACUUCGGUUUGGUUUCUGCCGCUGUCACUGCUGUUACCUUGGCUGCUGCUGCCGUCGCUCCAACGAGAAACCAGAUGCAAAAAGUUGGAAAUCUGGUUGACGUUUUAGAAAAUGUCGUCAACGUGCUUAAUGACCAAGAUGAGUCGUUUCUGGGAAACGUUUUUGAUCCCGCGGCAGUGUUGGACAGUUUGCGGAAAGAUGGUUGGGUAAUUGGUCCGGAUGAACAAGAUUUGCACGAAUUUUUCUUGGUACUUCUCAACACGAUCGACGAACAUUUGACUGGGAAACCCGAGCCUUCGCUGAAGGAUGUGUUUGAAGCUCCGAUUCCGAAGUUCCCCGGAGAGAUUCCUUCGAAAACCCGUCACACGUUUUCCGGGAUCGAAUCGAACGACGCGAAAAUCGCGGGUUUGGUUGGAUUGGAGCGGCCAUUUCGUGGUUUGAUGGCGUCGCAGCUCAUGUGCACUUGCUGCGGAAAAAGGACUGCGUUGAAGCACGAUUCGUUUUCCAGCGUCUCCCUUGCGUUCCCUGGGAACAAUCCGGGAAUGUAUUUUGCUAGAACGAAUUUGAUGGAACUCUUGAGGGGUUAUUUUGCAUCGGAUGUGGUUCAUGACGUACUUUGUGGGCAUUGCUCGUCGCUUGCCGGCGAUGGUGCAUCAGUGAGAAGAGUCUUUGUGAAGGAUACCUACAUGGGAAAGUUGCCUAAAUGCCUGUGUUUGCAUAUCCAAAGAACCCGUUGGCUUCCAGAUGGGCGGGCGAUCAAAUGCAGUUUUCCUGUUGAUUUUUCCGAGUAUCUGGAUCUCGAGGAGUUCGUCUUCACACCUAGAUCUAGUCGGCUACGAUCUGUUCAGCCCGAGCCCGUAAAAGCCAAGACUCUGGCGUCUCUCGUCAAGUCUGCAUCCAUAGAUCAAACCCCUUCAACCGUGUUUCAACUGAAAGCUGUGGUGGAACAUUUGGGUGACACUGCAGCUGGACAUUUCGUCACUUAUCGAAGAGGUCCAAUUGGCUCUCAAUCGCGGGAUUUGUGGUUCUACACGAGUGACACCCGAGUGCAGCCGACAUCUCGUUCGCACGUGUUCCAAGCGAUCCCUUACAUUCUUUUCUACGAACGCGUAUCUGCUGGAUAGCGUGUUUUGGAUAAGCUCCGUUUUUUUUCUCUUGAGGGAAGGAGGAGUAUAGAAUUCAUAGCUUUCGCUUGUGCGGAUUAUGAAAGAAACUUCGUUGUGAUUUGUCUUGUGAACGAUUCGAGGAGUGAGGUCAUCUGAAAUGCGUGGAACAACCGUACGCACUUUUCUGGGGGACGGUGGGGGUGGUACAAUUUGACUUGGAAAAAAUUUCAGACUUUAUCUGAUUGAGUAGGUUUUAUCAAAGUAAUGUGCUGUAUUUGUUUUCUAGUCUCUUCUUAUAGCUUCAAAGAUUCUUUUCCCUGUUUUUUAAUUGCUUUCGAUUCUUGGUCUAAAAAUUAUUUCUUCUGAUUCCCGAAGCUGAACUAGAACGGGGAAAUUCUGUGAAAGAAGAAAAUAAGACCUGAUGUGUGAGUCGUUUCGAAAGCUUUCAGUGUAGGUAUGUUUGCUCAAUGAGACCAGAGGAAUAAAAAUUGCUUUAUAAGUCA